Molecule: messenger RNA, 1605 nt
Organism: Nannizzia gypsea CBS 118893
Lineage: Eukaryota; Fungi; Ascomycota; Eurotiomycetes; Onygenales; Arthrodermataceae
Product: AGC/PKA protein kinase
Exons: 4
Coding region: 1-1605 (534 amino acids)
Biological process (GO): peptidyl-serine phosphorylation
Cellular component (GO): nucleus; cAMP-dependent protein kinase complex
Molecular function (GO): ATP binding; cAMP-dependent protein kinase activity
Source: RefSeq, a predicted model, not a curated record
AUGCCGACCUUUGGAGGCCUUCUCAAGAAGCGGCGGACGAAGGACUCGAAAUCAAAGGACCUCGACUCUCCUGCUGAGAACAACACCGCUACAAACACUACGCCGAACACUGCGCCAGCUGCCGUACAAGGCCAUCAUACAGCCCAGUCCAGCGUCGACAGCGCAGAUACCUCGAAUCUCCCUCUCUCCGCUGCCAGCGAGGACUUUGCCAUCGCUGCUGGUGCUGGUUCCGGCUCUGGUUCUUGCCCACGUUCUGGCUCUGGCUCUGCCCCUGCAUCUCUUGCGCCCGCCGCUGCUGCUGCUGGUGGAGUGACCGACGCUGCCAUUGACCCUCCCUCGACCAGCGUAACGCCUGCGCUCGCCAACAUGUCGACGACAUACCAGCGUCCCAGCCCCGGAGACGUCUCGCAGUCGAGAUCUCCCCAGCAGACACAGCCGUCCACCCUCCCCCAGUCUCACAAUGUCACCAGUAUCAAGAAUAUCAUAAACCCACCCCACCACGACGACCAGCAACAGCAGCAGCAGCAGCAUCAACCGCCGCAACAGCUACAACAACAGCACCACCACCAGCAACUACAACAGCAUCAGCAUGGUGCUACGGGGGCCACCGACGCCUCAAUUCGGGCCUCGCAGCGCCAAUUGAAGGGGAAAUACUCCCUCAGUGACUUCUCCAUCCACCGCACUUUGGGGACAGGCAGUUUCGGCCGGGUCCACCUCGUUCAAUCUAUACACAACCAGCGUUUCUACGCUAUCAAAGUCCUCAAGAAGGCCCAGGUCGUCAAGCUCAAGCAGGUCGAGCAUACAAACGAUGAGAGGGCCAUGCUCGAGCGGGUCAAGCACCCGUUCCUCGUCACUCUAUGGGGGACCUUCCAGGACGCAAAGAAUCUCUACAUGGUCAUGGAUUUUGCUGAGGGUGGUGAGCUCUUUAGUCUCCUCAGAAAGUCCCAGCGGUUUCCCAACCCGGUGGCGAAAUUCUACGCCGCAGAAGUUACACUUGCGCUGGAGUAUCUGCACUCCAAGCACAUCGUAUACAGAGACCUGAAGCCAGAGAACCUGCUUCUGGACAAGAACGGGCAUCUCAAGAUCACCGAUUUUGGUUUCGCAAAGGAGGUGCGGGACAUUACAUGGACCCUGUGCGGAACGCCGGACUACCUUGCCCCUGAGGUAGUCUCCUCUAAGGGCUACAACAAAUCUGUUGAUUGGUGGUCACUUGGUAUACUCAUCUUCGAAAUGCUCUGUGGCUUCACCCCCUUCUGGGACAGCGGGUCGCCCAUGAAGAUAUACGAGAAUAUCCUGAAAUGCCGCGUUAAAUACCCCCCGUCCCUGGUCCCAGAUGCCCAGGAUCUACUAUCGCGACUAAUCACGCCCGAUCUGACCAAGAGGCUGGGCAAUCUACACGGCGGAUCGCAGGAUGUCAAGAACCAUCCCUGGUUCUCGGAAGUCACCUGGGAACUGCUUGCCCAACGACGGAUAGACGCUCCGUACAUACCACCAGUCAAGGGCGGGUCGGGUGAUGCAUGCAUGUUCGAUACCUAUGCGGAAGAGACGGAACAGUAUGGUCUUCCGGCUGAGGAUGAGUUCGGCCAUCUAUUCCAGAACUUUUAA